UUUAUUCUUUAACCUGUUUUUAUGUUUAAUCAGUAUGACAUACAUAUAUUGUAGACCUUUUCUGUCUAGGCUCCUUUGCCAUAGUUUAGGUUUAUUUCCCAAAUACUUGAUAUCUGAAUAAUUUUGCACCAGUGUGUUUUUUUCCUCCGCAGUGAAGGAGUGUAAGAAAGCACACAAUACCCUUAGCAGUACCAUAGUGACAUUUCCAUAAUUAGAGUGGUAGGUAGGAGCCGAGGUAUAGUGAAGGUUUGACAGGAUGGUAUUGAAAGGGUCGAGGUGAGGGAGGAGGACAGAGUGAGAGAGUGUGUGUUUUUGUGACCAGGAGGAGAGGAGACGGAGAGAAGAGCACAUUGUCCACUCCUCGGUCAAGACAUCGGUCCGUGUUUGGCAAUAACAACAGGGGAACACAUUAGAGGAAUGUCGGCUUUCAACUGCUCUUUCCAAAAUGGUGGUUGGCUAUGUCCUUCAGAGGAAGAGUGUUUCAAUCUGACCUCGGGCGUGAACGGGAGCCACGUGGAUCCGGAUGGCGCGUGUCUGACCGAGGACCAGUACCUGGAGAUACACCUGGGUCCCCGUCGAUCCCCCGUGUUCCUCCCCGUCUGCCUGGUCUACCUGCUCAUCUUCCUGGUGGGCGUGGUGGGGAAUGUGCUGACAUGCACCGUCAUUACGCGCAACAAAGUAAUGUGGACUCCAACCAACUACUACUUGUUCAGCUUGGGGGUGUCUGACCUGCUGGUGCUGCUGCUUGGGAUGCCGUUAGAGCUGUACGAGCUGUGGCAGAACUACCCCUUCCUGCUGGGCGCCGGCGGCUGCUACUUUAAAACCUUCAUAUUCGAGACGGUGUGUUUUGCGUCCAUCCUCAACGUGACGGCGCUGAGUGUGGAGCGCUACAUCGCCGUGGUGCACCCUCUGCGCGCCAAGUACGUUGUGACGCGCACCCACGCCAAGCGGGUCAUCCUCACGGUGUGGGGCGUGUCGGUGUUGUGCGCUUUGCCAAACACAAGUCUGCAUGGAAUUGCGUUUCACUACUCCACCAGCUCUUCGGGGAACGUCCACGUGGAGAUCCCCGACUCGGCCAUCUGUACGCUGGUGAAACCACCGUGGAUUUACAACCUGACCAUCCAGGUGACCACCAUGCUGUUUUUCGUGCUGCCCAUGCUCACCAUCAGCGUUCUCUACAUGCUCAUUGGGCUGCAGCUGAAGCAGGAGAAGAUGCUUCAGCUGGAGGCGCAGAAGGGCUUUGGACAGGAGAGCUUCUGUAACGUGAGAACACAGCAGCAGAAGGCCCGUCGCCGGCAGGUCACUAAAAUGUUAUUUGUCUUAGUGGUGGUUUUCGCAAUCUGCUGGGCCCCGUUUCACACCGAUCGUCUCAUGUGGAGUUUCAUCAGCGACUGGACCAACAACCACCUGGAAAUAUUCCAGUAUGUGCACAUCAUCUCUGGAGUGUUUUUCUACCUCAGCUCAUCGGUCAACCCAAUCCUGUACAACCUCAUGUCCACGCGCUUUAGAGAAAUGUUCAAGGAGGUCAUGUGCCAUCGGCCUCACCACAUCGGCCCCAGGACGCACUCACUGAGCGUGACCCGGGUGACCCUCCGCAGCACCCUGAGUGAUGUGCCGCUCAGCAACGGCGCUGCUGCUGCUGAAGCAGAGGCAGAAGAUGGAAGGAUCAAAGAUGAAACCGGGUUUUCCUGUUAACAUUUUUAAGGUAUAGGGGAAAUUAUGUUUGUAGGGUGGUUCAAUUCUGAGCCACUUACUCUCUACCAUCUACUCUCACUAACAUCUAUUUCAGGUGCGUCAGCUAACCUUGAAUAGCCUGCCCGGAAGAUCUGCAGAAAAAAACAAAGCUGUCAGUAUGAGUGAUGUAAGUGCUGCAAUGCCAUUUUAAACUCUAGAAGUACUUCAGCAAAUCACAGCUCAGAUUCAGGCCAAAGCCCUCUGAUUUAUCUAGGACUGUAGACUUGAAUGUAUCUUAAACUUAUUAGUACAGUACAACUUUUAUUUUGAAAAUAGAUGAAAGUAAAAAUAUGUUUAAAUGGUGACAAUAAAGUUUAAGAAAAUGUUGGCAUGAAUAAGGAAGCCAGAAAGAGGAUGGUAAUUAUAUACAUAAAAUGUAGGAAAGAAAUAUUAAUAAAAAAUAAACAAAGAUUUCUGGGUAGACUAAUUGUCAUUAUUAUUAAGCUAUUAUGAAAAAGUGAGCAUUUGAAACAAAAGGAACAAAGGGAAAGGAAAUGAUGGAUGUUAGAACAUCAUGCAAAAGUGAUGCUGUUUUAUUACUUCUACUGCUUCUAUAAUCAUCAAUGAUGUUAGUGUUCAGUCAAACUGUGCGUGCAGUAAUUACUUAAAUC
Molecule: messenger RNA, 2345 nt
Organism: Pungitius pungitius (ninespine stickleback)
Lineage: Eukaryota; Metazoa; Chordata; Actinopteri; Perciformes; Gasterosteidae
Gene: nmur1a
Product: neuromedin U receptor 1a
Exons: 3
Coding region: 418-1695 (425 amino acids)
Biological process (GO): neuropeptide signaling pathway
Cellular component (GO): plasma membrane
Molecular function (GO): neuromedin U receptor activity
Source: RefSeq, a predicted model, not a curated record